Molecule: messenger RNA, 2493 nt
Organism: Engraulis encrasicolus (European anchovy)
Lineage: Eukaryota; Metazoa; Chordata; Actinopteri; Clupeiformes; Engraulidae
Exons: 4
Coding region: 1-2493 (830 amino acids)
Source: RefSeq, a predicted model, not a curated record
AUGUCGGGCGGCGCAGACUCACCUCGAGACGACGACUCGUCGUCUCAGCACGAAGACGACUUCGUGCCCCCAUCCCAGCCGGCCCUUCGGAAGAGCGCCCGCCUGUCGUAUGCGCUUACUGGCUGGUCCUCUCUGCCAUCCGAAAACAUCUCGGCGGCCCUCACCGCGGCUGGUAUCCAAACCGAAGACGGCCUCAGUAGGGCUGAAAUCGUCAGCCUCGCCAACUCCGCCUUGGGAAACCCGGAAGCGGCCGGCAUCCCCGCCGUCGAUCCCGUGACCAACCCCGCUGUCACCGCAGGCCCCGCCUCGCAGGCCAACCCAACUCCACGGCAGUCUGGGAAAAGGAAGGCCAAGGCAAAGCACACCACCCAACCCAGGGGUAGAGGCCGCCCCGCCGCGGCUGCCCUGGCCGCCCAGCGCGCCGCUCAGCCGGCCGUCGCCGAGAGUCCCAUCUUCGAGGCUCUUCAAUCCCUCAACAAGACCGUGCAAGGCUUCGAUUCAAGGCUCAAGUCCCUCGAAGUACGCGGCGAACACACCCCUGCCUCUACGAGUACAGCUGCCACGGAUGCUUCAACCCCACUCCUUUCCCCCUUGCCCCUUCCACUCCCUCCCCUCCUUCACCCACCCCCUUCUCGCGCAGCACCACCCGUCGCCACCCCGGUCCCCACACCGGCUUUUUCCCUGGCAUCAGCUCAGCCUGCGCCUCUCCAAGGAAGAAGCUUCAUUGCGCAAGCCGCCGCGUCCAUAUCGCCGGCAGUACGCGCCAACAUUCUGAACGGUAAGGACACUAACCUCGCCUCCCUGCUGCUGCCCGCCUCUCCCAUCGACCGCCAGCUGGUCAACUGCGGCGACGUCUCCGUCAUUCUGAAAACCUCAGACCCACGCCUACUGAAGAACUUAUCGUUUGGAGAAUUCGUGGUUGCUUUCGGAGUAUUUCGCGAUGUCCUCUGUGGCGCGUAUCCAGAGCGCCGCGCCGAGCUAGAUAGCUACCUGGCUAUGCUCGCAGAUUUCCAUCUCCGGUACGGCGGAACUUUGUUCUAUGAGUACCACAAAUCCUUCGCGGCCAAAGCCGCCUCGUACGGACUGCUUUUGCAGGGACCCACACCCGAGGAGUGUCUGCCCCCGCCGGCUCCCCCGUUUGCUCCUUUCCGCGUUAAUUCCCUGGGCGUAGCCACUCGCAAAUAUUCAGGGAAGAAAAGGUUGAUUUUCGACAUGUCGUCCCCACACUCCGAUUCCCGGGCUAGCGUUAACGAGAUGAUCCCCCUCGAACCGUUUUCCCUGCACUACGCUACGGUCGACCACGCCAUAAAGCUUAUCAAAGUAGCGGGGAGGGGCGCGCACUUAGCGAAGGCAGACAUCACCGAUGCGUUCAAAACGAUGCCCAUUCACCCCUCCGACUGGCCGCUCUUCUGCGUAAAAUGGCAGUCCGCAUUCUAUUUCGCCGUCAGACUCACAUUCGGGUGCCGCAGCAGUCCACGUAUCUUCAACAAUCUCUCCGAAGCACUAUGCUGGAUUUUGUUGAACGUAUGCAAACUGCCGUUCGUCCUCCAUCUUCUUGAUGACUUCCUCCUUAUCGAUUUCCCCUCAAAACCAAAUUCCACGGUUUUAGACACGUUGCGCUCAGUAUUUCACGAAGUCGGGGUCCCACUGUCACCCGAGAAGACACUGGGACCAUGCACAUCCCUGGAGUUCCUAGGCAUCGUGCUCGAUUCCGUCGCCAUGAAAGCUUCUCUCCCCCAAGAAAAGCUUUCUCUCAUUUGCGAUAUUUGCGCUGGACUAACCGCCGACACAGUCAUGACAAAAAGGGAUCUCCUCUCCCUCCUCGGCCACCUCAAUUUCGCCAUUCGUAUUAUCCCGCACGGCCGCUCGUUCAUCUCCCGUGUCCUAGAUGUGGCCCACUCUGUCCCGGAAUUAACAGACUCCGUCGCACUAGACCAGGGAUGCCACUCAGAUUUACGCUUCUGGCUGAAACUUCUAGGAAAUUGGAAUGGUAUCUCCUUCUUCUACAACGAUUCCACCGAGUCGUCCUCCUCCCUUGGGUUAUUUACCGAUGCGGCCCCGUCGGUCGGUUUCGGUGGAUUCCACAAGGGAGAGUGGUUCGCUGACAGUUGGCCGGACGAUUUCCUCGAGUUCACCGACGGGUCCGAGUCCUCUGCGCUUUUUGAAAUGUAUCCUAUCGUCGUCGCGUGCGUCCUCUGGGGCUCCAGUUGGUGCAGAAAGCGCAUUGUGUUCUACUGCGACAAUGAAGCCGUAGUGGCAAUUAUCAACAAAGGUCGCUCUAAAUGCCCCAAACUGAUGGCGCUAGUGAGGCGUUUAACCUGGCAAUCUGUUAUGGGCAAUUUUGUAUUUUCAGCUGCUCAUGUCCCUGGCCACUCUAAUGUCAUAGCUGACGCUCUCUCUCGCUUUCAUUUGCAGGAAUUCCGCAGACUAUGCCCAUCGGCCAGCUCGACCCCUCUCCGCUGCCCGAGUUUCUCGGAACUCGUCCUGUACUAG